CUCGUACCAUAAUUGUACUUGCUGGAAAAAGGAAAUCGCUAAAGAUAUUUCGUUCGGAAUAAACAGCUAUCUCCGACGGUACUGUUACCGACCGGAAACUGCAUAUCCGUUUCCAUGCGAAAGCCUUGUAGAUGAAGUUCCGUCGCUUGGCAAUAUACCGUUUGAAGUUCAGUCCACCGUUUGGAUGUUCAUUCCACCGUUUGGUUUGGAUGUUUGGAUUGCAGUAUUUGGAUGUUCAUUCGCAGGCGGCAGCAAAACGAGUAUGCUCUCUGUGGAACGCCUUAGUGCCUGAUCCAGCAUCCGCUGCGGCUGUCACGGUUGAUUUUACCCAGAUCAGUGACACCUUGCCGGGGCUGUUGGAAACAGAGGGAUACCGCACUGCGUAUCUGUUACACCGCGUGGUCAGCCAGAAAACCAAAGCGUUGGCGCUGCUGCACCUGGACCACCGCACAGACUGUAUAACGGCUUUGGUUGGGUGCAUAAAAGAACUACUCGGUCUGAAACAAACAAACAUCUUUCUGAUCUCCGUCAGUUACUGCCGGAUGCCAUUUGAAAGCCGUCGAGUGGGUUGUAGCAACCCUGACGAGCCGAUUCACGGAAAAAUAUUGUUCCAACUGCUUCCACUAAAAAAGCUCUGUCGACAUCUGCGGAUCCGGCACCUAGUUAUGGAUUUUUCCUUGUGUAAUAUACGACCACGUACUUUUUUUAUGAAAAAGAUCAGGGAUGAAUGCGAAAAAACUUGCAACCUGAUGAUCGUGAUUCCCGUAAUGGACGUCGAAAACGACGAUGAAAAUGCAAACGUUAGAUCCUUUAAGCGAGCACUGGAGACAUGCUGUCCAACCGUUGACAAUGCCACCAAGAAACGUAUUAGAAAGCUGUAUACUCGCUGGCUGCGAACUAUCCCGUAUCCCAAUGAACAGUGGACUGGUUUACGACGACUACUCGAACUUUUUGGAGUGCUGGAAUGCGGUAACACUGAUGAAACGGAAGCAUGGGAAAACUUGGACUUGCGCAACUUCGACAAUAUUCCCUUUGGUAAUCUUCAGUUGUCAAUUCUUGCCCAUUUCUACGUCGACUGACUACAGCCCUUCCGUUUCUUCGACGGCAGUGGGUUCCCUUCUUUGUUGGCAGGUGUUUUGUUAAGUAGUUUUUAAUAAAUGCUUAUUGUAAUGCUGUUUUUCUUACCAAAGCUUUGACGGCAUUAAUGUGAUUUUGGCCAUACCUAAAAUUACAUAUGAAAACUGCUAGUUCAGGCAGUACAUGUCCGAUAGAGCUGUUGCAAACGAACUGAGAUGUUUUUUUAGUUUAUGAAAUGAUAACGGUUGGCAUGCAUCUAUUAUUUUUCUUUGUAGUUGAAGAAUAAGAAGGACUGGUUGCAACGAA
Paramacrobiotus metropolitanus is the source of this 1383-nucleotide messenger RNA. RefSeq lists its product as uncharacterized. Bases 132 to 1079 code for a protein of 315 amino acids. Lineage: Eukaryota; Metazoa; Tardigrada; Eutardigrada; Parachela; Macrobiotidae. The transcript has 4 exons. The record is from RefSeq and is a predicted model, not a curated record.